AUGAGACCGUUGAGUCAGUUAAAAUGUUCUCAUUGUCAAUAUGGCGUCUUGGCUAGUUCAAGAUGUCAAGUUUGUUCCGAAUUUUUGUGCAAUAAUUGCGUUAUAGAACAUCAACGACUACGCUUGACUCGCAAUCAUUACAUUGUACCACUACAUGACUAUCAACAGCCACGUAGUAUAGAGAGUAAUAAGUACGAAAAGAUCAUUAGAAGUUCGGUAUCAUGCCGGUUUCAUGACAAUACCCCGUUGUCGUACUAUUGCGAAACUUGCUCGACUCCUGUUUGUCAGGAAUUGCUACCGUCAUCGAAUCAUAAAGACCAUAUUAUAUGUGAUUUACAACAGCGCAUGGAGAGUUGCUUACCAACAGUCUGCAGAGCCCUUACAGAAGCUUUAAGCGGCGUUGACGAACUUGAAGCUGCGAUAGCUCAAAGUCAAGAUAUGACUGAGCGUAUCGAAACUCGCUGUCAUACUAUAACUAACUUGAUUAGAUCUACCUUUAGAAGGCAUAUGGUAGCAUUAGAGGAAAGAGAACGAGAGUUAUUACGUCGAGUUGAAAAAAUUCGUCAAGUUAAGGGUAAAAUGUUGCGUUUACAAACGGAGAAGUUGAAAACUGACUUGACAGCCACUGUAUCAACCUGUCGGAAAGUAGAACGUGUACUACAAGAUGGUAAUCAAGUUGAAGUACUCAACUGCAAGGAUACUAUCAUCUCACAGAUUAAUGAGUUAAGAAAUACUAAGUGUCAACUGCAGCCACAUGAAGAUGAUAAUGUAACAUUUACAGCACCAGAUUCAGCUUUACUCACAGCCUUGACUUGCUCGGGUAAUGUCACUAGUAGUGCUUAUGCGCCGUUAACAAUUGCUUCCGGUGACGGUACGAUUCGCGCCAUUACCGGGAAAAUGGCUUAUUUCACUAUCCAGGCUCGCGAUCAUCAUGGUGAUCCAUGUCGAAUUGGUGGCGAUCCUAUUAAUGUGUUAAUCCAAGCGCCGGAUUCUACGCUUUACUGUGCCAAUGUAUCUGAUCAAGAAAAUGGAACCUAUCUAGUAUCUUAUCGUCCUAUGGUCGAAGGUAGUCAUAUCGUUUCUGUGACCGUUCGUGGUACUCACAUUAGUAAUAGUCCCUACACUGUAUGUGUACGCAAUGGUCGCAACUAUUUAAACAUUGGCGCUCCGGUUAAGGUCUUUGGAGGUGAAGGUGAAGACGAUGGCAAGCUAUGUCGUCCUUGGGGUGUUACAGUCAAUCCUGAUGGAUAUAUUAUCGUUGCAGAUCGUAGUAAUAAUCGCAUUCAAAUUUUCAAUCCAGACGGAACAUUCCUUCGUAAAUUUGGUACACCUGGUCAACGCAAUGGCCAAUUUGAUCGGCCUGCAGGUGUAGCUACAAAUGGUCGUGGUCAAGUUGUAGUUGCAGAUAAAGAUAAUCAUCGUAUUCAAAUUUUUACUUUUGAAGGGGAAUUUUGCUUGAAAUUUGGUGAAAAAGGCAAUAAAAAUGGGCAGUUUAAUUAUCCAUGGGAUGUAGCAGUCAAUAGUAAAGAUCAAAUUUUAGUUUCUGACACACGUAAUCAUCGCAUACAGUUAUUCUCGCCUGAUGGUUUAUUUCUUAAUAAAUACGGCUUUGAAGGUGCAUUAUGGAAGCAUUUUGAUUCACCACGCGGUGUAGCGUUUAAUAACGAAGACAACAUAGUCGUAACGGACUUUAAUAAUCAUCGUUUAUUGGUUGUAAAUUCAGAUUUUAAGACUGCUCGAUUUUUGGGUACCGAAGGCUCAAAUAAUGGUCAGUUUUUACGACCGCAAGGUGUGACGAUCGAUCCAGAAGGUAAUAUCAUCGUUGCUGAUUCUAGAAAUCAUCGGAUUCAAGUGUUUGGUAGUAACGGUAACUUUUUAUGCAAGUUUGGCAGCAAUGGCAUCAACGAUGGUUGCCUUGAUCGGCCAUCAGGUAUUGCUGUAACGCCGGAGGGAUUAAUUAUUGUUGUUGAUUUUGGUAAUAAUCGAUUACAAAUAUUUUAA
Molecule: messenger RNA, 2001 nt
Organism: Trichoplax adhaerens
Lineage: Eukaryota; Metazoa; Placozoa; Uniplacotomia; Trichoplacea; Trichoplacidae
Exons: 2
Coding region: 1-2001 (666 amino acids)
Biological process (GO): protein polyubiquitination; proteasome-mediated ubiquitin-dependent protein catabolic process
Molecular function (GO): protein binding; zinc ion binding; ubiquitin protein ligase activity
Source: RefSeq, a predicted model, not a curated record